Procambarus clarkii (red swamp crayfish) is the source of this 840-nucleotide messenger RNA. Lineage: Eukaryota; Metazoa; Arthropoda; Malacostraca; Decapoda; Cambaridae. The record is from RefSeq and is a predicted model, not a curated record.
AUGGGGCUUGUGCACGAGAUCGGUGCACUGUACACUGCAAUGACCCAUUCAAGGAGUCGCCAAGGGACGCCCCAGGGAGUCGCCAACGGACUCCCCAGGGAGUCGCCAAGGGACGCCCCAGGGAGUCGCCAAGAGACGCCCCAGGGAGUCGCCAAAGGACGCCCCAGGGAGUCGCCAAGGGUCUCCUCAGGGAGUAGCCAAGGGCCGUCCCAGGAAGUCGCCAAGGGCCGUCGCAGGAAGUCGACAAGGGACGCCCCAGGGAGUCGACAAGGGACUCCUCAGGGAGUAGCCAAGGGACGUCCCAGGAAGUCGCCAAGGGCCGUCGCAGGAAGUCGCCAAGGGACGCCCCAGGGAGUCGACAAGGGACUCCCCAGGAAGUCGCCUAGGGACUCCUCAGGGAGUUGCCAAGGGACGCCCCAGGGAGUCGCCAAGGGCCGUCCCAGGAAGUCGCCAAGGGACGGCCCACGAAGUUGCCAAGGGACGCCCCAGGGAGUCGCCAAGGGAUUCGCCAGGGAGUCGCCAAGAGACUCCCCAGGGAGUCGCCAAGGGACUCCCCAAGGAGUCGCCAAGGGCCGUGCCAGAAAGUCGCCAAGGGACGCCCCAGGGAGUCGCCAAGGGACUCCCCAGGGAGUCGCCAAGGGACUCCCCAAGGAGUCGCCAAGGGCCGUCCCAGAAAGUCGCCAAGGGACGCCCAGGGAGUCGCCAAGGGAUGCCCCAGGGAGUCGCCAAGGGACGCCCAAGGGAGUCGCCAAGGGACACCCCAGGGAGUCGCCAAGAGACGCCCCAGGGAGUCGCCAAAGGACGCCCCAGGGAGUCGCCAAGGGUCUCCUCAGGGAGUAG